AUGUUCGUUGUCAUUGACGAUUUAUCUCUUCAAGACUCUCUCAUGGGUGCAGGACGAGACUUGAGAUAUUUCGGCCCAUCUUCCGCUAUCGCGUUAUUUCGAACUCGACCGCCACCGUUCGACGAGCAAACAGCAUCGGCCCGGCGUCCAAAUACCCCGUCGGGCUCAAAAACAGGAUCUUGGUCUCUAUGGACUCACUCCAAAUUACAAGGAGUCUUUGAGAAACGGGUUCACUGCCAUCUGCCGUCGUGGCCUGAAGCUCUUUCACUGGUUACGGCCUUCUUCGAGGAAAAAUACAUGGCUUUACCGCUCUUCCACCCACCUGCCUUUGUCGCACUGCUUGGUCAGCAAUAUUCUGGAGAUUUCGAUGGUGGCCCUGCCUGGUGGACCUCAUUCAACGCUGUUCUGGCAAUUUCUCAAAGGAGACGCGUUGAACAAGGGAUGUCUGACGACAAGGAACUGGCCUGGGGCUAUGCGGCUAACGCACUGGAUACGGUUCUGGACAUACUCAUGAGGGCCACUCAAGUCAUGUCGGUCCAAGCUCUGCUGAUAUUAGCCUGGUUCUUUCUGGGUACUCCCAAUCCUCAGCCCAGCUUCAUGUUAGUGGCCAACGCCAUUCGACUUGCACACACCAUCGGGUUACACAGAAAGGAGUGCAGCUCGUCACUGAGCCCUAUAGAGAAAGCGACGAGAGCCAAUGUAUUCUGGCUUGCUUUCUCUCUGGACCGAGAGUUGAGUCUCCGGACCGGGCGGCCUCCUGCGCAAGAUUUCGGUGGCUUUGAGGUUGAUUUGCCUGAUUUACUGUUGCAGCAUGAGUUCAGCACCCAUGCUCCUUCCAACGGGCUAGCCAACAUUUUCAUAGCCGCUUCUCGCCUGGCUGUCAUCCAAGCUAAACUAUAUUCCAAGAUUUAUCUUGGAGAAGGGGUUAACCCAGGCGUCAUUUCAGAUGCUACGCAAGCACUAAACCAGGACUUAGAUGACUGGCGAGCGGAGUUUUCGACAGUCUUGGAUCUUGAUAGUCAUCCCGAGCUGACCAACUACUCUUCUGUUCUACGCUUGAACUACACCUAUCGGCAUUGCGUGAUUCUGGUUCAUCGGGCACAGAGCGAAUAUGACUGGAGGUCUUUGGCGUCGUCGGAGCGGUCAUCUACAGUUCUGUCAGGCCAGGUCACAACCUCUAUUCAGAACUCUGUGGAUGCUGCUAGAGCAAUUCUCCAGCUGGAUGUACUCGUCCCGGAUACCUGGAAAAGCUUGACUUGGGACGUGAUUCCGAUCAGUGUCACUGCCACCCUCAUCCUGUCCCUUUAUACUUUGCGUCGACCCCGCACACCAAACGUCGCCGAGGACCUCGGUUCUGUCUCAAAAGCUCUGAAGCGUCUUGCCUCCAUCGAACUUUCUGAACCUGGCUCAUAUUUGACUCCGGUACGAACGGUGUGUCAGGAUGCGUACAGGGCUGCCCUAGGGGCCUUCAAUACGUCCAACAGCACAUCAUCGCAACCAGGAAAUACGACCUCUGACCAAGGCCAAACUGCCGCUCACGGCAAACAAGUCCACCAAGAGAGCACUUCGGACACCAUGCGAGACUCUUCUCAAGUGGCUUUAUCAGAUCUUUCUCCCCUGCUCGAGCCUCAUCACGAAGCAACUUCGAAUCCAAGCAACGGGAUCAACGGAACUAGCUUUUUGCCGUUUGACCAGAAUACCCUCGAUUCUUGGGGUGUUCCUUGGGGAUUUGAACAUCUUUUGGGAGACGAUACUUCGAUGUUCAUCUGA
Molecule: messenger RNA, 1770 nt
Organism: Colletotrichum costaricense
Lineage: Eukaryota; Fungi; Ascomycota; Sordariomycetes; Glomerellales; Glomerellaceae
Product: fungal specific transcription factor
Exons: 3
Coding region: 1-1770 (589 amino acids)
Biological process (GO): DNA-templated transcription
Molecular function (GO): zinc ion binding; DNA binding
Source: RefSeq, a predicted model, not a curated record